Molecule: messenger RNA, 1794 nt
Organism: Penicillium manginii
Lineage: Eukaryota; Fungi; Ascomycota; Eurotiomycetes; Eurotiales; Aspergillaceae
Product: sulfatase family protein
Exons: 5
Coding region: 1-1794 (597 amino acids)
Biological process (GO): phenol-containing compound metabolic process
Molecular function (GO): N-acetylglucosamine-6-sulfatase activity; glycosaminoglycan binding; arylsulfatase activity
Source: RefSeq, a predicted model, not a curated record
AUGAAGGGAACUUUGCUCUUGAAUAGACUGGCCGUCAUACUCAGUGUCGUAGAAUCGGCAUGCACACAAGGGUAUAAUGACCAACGGCAACAAGUUCUUCAAUGGUCAAGCUUCAAAGAAAACCGACCAAAUAUCAUCUUCAUCCUUGUUGACGAUCAAGAUUUACUAUUGGAUUCAGUUCACUAUAUGCCAAAUUUGAAUAAACAUCUAGCACAAGAGGGAACUUUCUACCGAAAUCAUUUCGUCACAACGGCACUUUGUUGUCCAUCACGGGUCAGUCUUUUGACCGGUCGACUAGCUCACAAUACAAAUGUCACGGAUGUGAAUCCUCCCUACGGCGGGUAUCCGAAGUUUGUCGAAAGGGGCUUCAAUGAAAACUAUCUUCCAGUCUGGCUUCAAAAUGCGGGUUACAACACUCUCUAUACCGGAAAGCUAUUCAAUGCACACACAGUCGACAACUACAAUAACCCUUUCCCUAACGGUUUCAACUCGUCUGACUUCUUGUUGGAUCCAUACACUUAUUCAUAUCUAAAUGCGACCUUCCAACAUAACUCUGAUCCACCUGUCAGCUACGAAGGCCAGUAUACCACGGAUAUUCUGAAACAAAAGGCCUUGAAUCUCCUGGAAUCCGCAAUAGAUCAACCAGAGCCGUUUUUUCUUACUAUUGCGCCGGUGGCACCUCAUUCAAACGUACACUCGAAUGGCCCGAUUAUCCCCGGAGUGGAUCUGAAGAUCACUGCACCCAUCUCCGCAGAAAGACAUAGGCAUCUUUUCAAAGAUGUGAAGAUUCCGCGAACGCCAAAUUUCAAUCCCGAUGAGCCCAGUGGCGUAAACUGGAUCGCCCGCCUACCCAAGCAGAACCAAAGUAACGUCGACUAUAAUGACCACUUUUAUCGCUCAAGGCUGCGAGCUCUGCAGCCCGUGGAUGAGUUGAUAUCUGAAGUUGUUGAGAUCUUAGAUGAGAAUCGUAUCUUGGACAAUACCUACAUCAUCUACACGUCCGACAAUGGGUAUCAUAUUGGGCAGCAUCGACUACAAGCAGGCAAGGAGUGCGGAUUCGAAGAAGAUAUCCGGGUCCCUUUUAUUGUCCGGGGUCCUGGAGUACUGCCGAGCUACGAUGAGCUAGCGAUCACUACACAUAUUGAUGUUGCUCCGACGCUUUUUGAUAUCGCCGGCCUGCCUCUACGUUCCGACUUUGAUGGUACUCCUCUACCUUUGAAGCACGAACUCAAUUCGAGCGACCCCGUACGCCAUGAACACGUUACUGUUGAAUACUGGGGCCUGGCUGUUCCUGAAGGGAAAUACAACACACUUGGCCCCGACAACCCGGAGAUAAUCAUGAACAAUACCUAUAAGUCUCUACGCAUUCUUAGCAGCGAAUACGAUCUGUAUUACUCAGUUUGGUGCUCAAAUGAACACCAGCUUUAUGAUCUGAAGACUGAUCCAUACGAGCUUAAUAACCUUUAUGUGACAUCGGACUCUCUAGAGGCUACUGAUCAGAACCGGGAAAUUCUUGGGGUUUCUCUAGCGAAAGUCAUUCCCCGUCUCGAUGCGUUACUUCUUGUCUUGAAAUCCUGCCAGGGACAAACUUGCAUUCGCCCCUGGGACGUGCUGCACCCAGAAGGAAACGUUGAGACAAUUGUGGAUGCGUUGAAUGUGAAGUAUGAUGAGUUCUAUAACGUUCAGUCCAAGGUUUCUUUCAGCCGGUGCGAAUUCGGAUACAUUCUCGAUGCCGAGGGACCACAAACAGCCUUGACCUAUCGAGACGGGAUAGAAUGGCAUCACUGGGUCUAG